Molecule: messenger RNA, 3042 nt
Organism: Vespa velutina
Lineage: Eukaryota; Metazoa; Arthropoda; Insecta; Hymenoptera; Vespidae
Exons: 7
Coding region: 1-2142 (713 amino acids)
Source: RefSeq, a predicted model, not a curated record
AUGUAUCCAAUGAAAAAUCAGCAUACGUAUACACAAACACCAAUGAAGAGUGAGAUGUCGUUAAAGGAUGAAAUAAAAGAUGAUCUACCUAAGAAAAUGUCACAAGAAAUACAAGAAGAAAAUUCAUGGGCUCAAACGUUGUUAACUAUAACACCGGAGGAUGAUGCUGUACUAAGAGAAAUCAAAUCAAAGAUUUUGGUGUCCGCAGACAUGAAUACCUCAUUGGAUCUAAAUACCGAUAGUUUUGUUUACAGACAACCCCUAACUCCAAAGUAUCUCGUUGAUUUUAAUGAAUUAGAGGAAGAAAAUAAUAUUAAAGACGUCGAAGUUCAAACAUAUUUGCAAGGCGUAUUGGUCGUUGACAUUCCAAUCGAAUAUAAGGAUCAAAUUUCACAAACGUUGUAUAUGAGCUCACCUUGUCCUCCUAUGAAAUAUUAUGAAGAUAUUAUGACAUCCAUGAGAGACGGUCCAAUGCCAGAGAUAAAAAAUACUCGUCAAACGCAAACAAUACUUACGAUUGAUCCAGAUUUAACUCUACAAAUUAGCACAGAAAUAUUAAAAAUCGACAUUGCAAAGGAAGAAAAAGAAGAAGAAGAAAUAAAAAAUAUACGUUUUGUAUGGAAUGAAGAAGAUUAUUUGCAAACUGAGCUGAAUACCUUAAUAUCCGAUAUCCUAUAUUAUCUAGAAGAACGUGUUUUUUGGAUUUUAGAUCCAACGAAUCUCUUACGUCCGAUUACAAUUGAAAACUUUACUCAGACCUUGGUAAAAUACAAUGGAAUAACGGAUAAAAUUGUAAUCGACAACGAAACACAAACUGAAUUAACUUGUCAACCUAAAAGUUCCAAUACCGAAUUACUUUCAGAUUAUCAAGCUAAUAAAAACUUGAUAAAUGAAAUAUUAAAUGAUUGUUUGGACAAGACCAUUGAGUCUGUAGUAUUGACUCAAUAUAUUCUCGAUGAGAUCAUUAAAAAGUGUGGUGAAUUAAUUAGAUAUCCUCCAAAAGAUCAAGAUGUUCAAACUGUAGCUACUUAUACGGUGGACGAAAAGAAAGAUGAUGUUUUACGUAAAUUACAAUUACCAAUAGUCGUUGAUUCAUUGGAAUCAUCGAUUGUGGUAUUAGCGCUCAUCGAUGAUCUGUUAAAAUCGGUUUGUGAAGUUAUCCAUGAAAAUGCGUAUAUUGUCACUAAGUCUAUUAUUCAAGAUGCAGUUAUAAAAUCUGCGUCCAUUGGUUCUAAAAUAGAAAAAAUACGAAAUCAAAAACACGAUAAGCUAAUCGAGCAAAUCUUAAGUCAAAGAAGAGAAAAGAUAGCAAAGUUAAUGAUGAAGAAGGAAACAGAUACAGUCUUUACACAGACCAGUAUAUCGGGCAUCCACGAAAUAACAAAACUUAAGGAAAGUAUUAGCUGUAUUUGCUUAAAAGAUUCAAAGUGUUAUGCCUGCAUAAAAAGAGAUAAAGAUAUACGAACGUUGCGUACGCAGGAUAUACUUUUAGCUUAUAGUAGUAAACCAUGUCAGGUUGUUAGUAAUUCUUUCAAGAUAGAAGCUGAUAAAGUAUCUUCAAGUUGUAUUACCGAAGAAAGAUCAUCAUCAACGAUAAGUACAACUUCAAUUUUGAAUGAUUCUACCUCAGAAUCAGCCACAACAAUCGAUAUUGUUCUAAAGCCGAAAGAAAGAAUAAAUCUUACAGAUUCUCUUGAUGGAUGGACUCGUGCAAUUGAUACAGCUUUAACUAUACCAUGGUCUCCUCAAAGUUCCUUGAGUGACACCGAUAAAAACGAAAAGUUAAAUUUGCAAACUAUGAAGGUAUUGGAAAUUUUGAAGAGUACCUUCUGUAUUCGUGAUACCUGUCCUAUAUCUGUCUUAGAAAAAUUGACAAAAAGAUCAAACGAGGUAGUCGAUAACGUUCAUGCGAAUACAAUUAAUAAUUCGUGCCUUUGUUCAAAGAUAAAAGAUGAUUAUGUUAAUGAAGAAAAUAUUGAAAAUAAUAAUAGUAUUAUCGAUACCAAAACUUAUAACUCGUCGUUUGAAAAUGAUAAAUGUUUGUGUCAUAUUUGUUAUACAUUAGAAGAUAGUUUGAGUCAAUUUCCUGAAAAUAAUAAUUCUUGUAACGUGAAAAUUAUUCCUAUACAAUCGACUUCAUAAAUACAUAUUUAUGUAUAGGAUUCUUUCAUAUAUUUGUACGUACAACAAUUGAUUUUAUUACAUCGAUGUGCUAUAACGUACAUACGAUGUAUAGAAUUCAUAAUAUUCAAUCUUUGUUAUAUAAGAAAAUUUUACAAUAAAUUAUAAAAAUUUUACAACUUCUUUUUCUCUGUUUAAACUUUUUGAAGUAAUACUUUUGUUAUUGAAUAGACUGUACACAACAUCGUUUCGUCAAUUAUCUUCGAAUACAAUUAUCUUCGGUAUUAGAUGUUUAACCGUACAUAUUGCAUCAUACUUUUUAUUGAGUAUUAUAUUAUACGUAAGCAGUAUGAUCCAAUCAAUAAUUACAUAUGCAUUUUUAGAGCAUAUUUGAAAAGGUAAAAUAAUUUUUUUCUUUUCUUUUAUGUAACGUACAGUUUACUCUGUGGCAGACAUAUUGAAUCUAUUAUUGCCAGUUUUGUUCUUUCGAGAUAUAUAAAAUUUUUGGAAGUUUUUAUUUCACAUAUAUAUGUAUGUAUAUAUACAUAUAUAUUGUGAAUAAAUUAUUAAUUUGUUAUUACAAAAAUGUAUUAAUCGUAAAAUUAUAAAAACCGAAAAAUUAGAUAUCAAGAUAUUUAUAAGCGUACAAUAUUGUCACUUUUACAAUAGAUCACACAUGUCCUCUGAACUAUAAAUAAUGUACAUUUUCCGAAGUUUUAUAAUUAUUUAUGGCAUGAAAUGUUAGUUAUUUGAUUAACACGCGUAUGUAAAGAAAAUACCAAAGAUUCUUAUUUUUUGGUAUUCAUUAAGUAGUUCAAUGAUAAUCACAUAUAAAUUAAUAAGAAAAUAUAAUUUUAUAAAUACUUAUAAAUAAGCAUACGUAUAGUAUCAAUUUAUAAUUAUAUAUAAAAGUCCAAAAGU